This is a messenger RNA of Candidozyma haemuli, 6432 nucleotides long. It is a transcript of the gene SPO72, whose product is annotated as Spo72p. Lineage: Eukaryota; Fungi; Ascomycota; Pichiomycetes; Serinales; Metschnikowiaceae. The record is from RefSeq and is a predicted model, not a curated record. Bases 1 to 6432 code for a protein of 2143 amino acids. The transcript has 3 exons. Gene Ontology annotation, cellular component: phagophore assembly site; Las1 complex; extrinsic component of membrane. Gene Ontology annotation, molecular function: phosphatidylinositol-3-phosphate binding; endonuclease activity. Gene Ontology annotation, biological process: autophagy of mitochondrion; autophagosome assembly; rRNA processing.
AUGGCUCCAGUACCUGGAAACAUAGCACCAUACCGGUCAAAUCAAGACCUAAUAAGGCUACGCCAGUGGUUUUACGGCCAGGAUGAUAUAAGCAAAAAGCAAUUGGGAAUCGAAAAGGUGAAGGUGUACCUGAGUCGAGGUCUAGUGCCUCACGCAGUGAAUGCAACAGCAUCGCUUGUAGCAGUGGAGCUAAUGGAAGGAAACUUGAGUCCUGAAGUGCUACAGCAAGCAUAUUGUUCUGUAUUGACGAGGUUAGUGAAUGGACUUCUAGAUCCGUUCCAACAAGCUUCUGUGGCGAUGCCUCUUCUGAAGCUAGCGAAAGAGAUUGGUCUUCCAUCAUCGUUUGUCGAGAUUCGUCACAUGGCGACCCACGAGGAGGUUCCUUCGCUUGACCAUUUGAAGACUAUAGCUACGGAGGCAAAAAAAUGGCUUUUGCUUAACUACUGGAACCACAUUGUGGAGAAACCAGCUACUGUGACCGAGAGAGAUGAUCUACAUCAUAUUGCCCCUUCCACGGUGACAGCAGACCUAAAGAUAUACAAGCGGUUCAGAAAACUGAAAAUUGAUAAACCACAAGGAGAUCUGGAGGAGUCAAUGGACUACAAGGCAGCACUUGACAGGCUCAAGCAUGGUAUUCACCGCGCUGUCUUCCAGAACAAGCUAAUACAUGAGUUAGUCUUCAAUUGCCUUAUAUACACUGACUCAAAGAAUCGAGAUGUGCUGAAAAGAACAAGUUUCAAGGCAUUAAUAAAGAUUUACGACCCGCUUUUGACAGAACUAGGCAAUGACUUCCAAGCGCAGCUACUCUAUGCGCUCAUCCAGCAUAGCUCAGAGUAUACCAACUACAAGUUCACUAGCCAGGAGCAAGAGCAAGCGUCACUCUGGGCCCAGCAUUUAUUGCAGCAGCUUGUGAAUAACUCCCAGGCGGAAGCUGUAAGAGACGGUAUGAGUACGCAUUUGAGCCUUUUGGGCUCCCUCUCCCCCCUAAGAGGAACCCUCGAGUCAAUUUUAAAUGAAAAAGUACCCCCAUCUGAUAACGAGGCUACCCAGAAGAGAAAAUUCUCGAAGGCGCCAUCUCUAGACGAACUCCUUGGGCCUCUGAAGAGACAAAACAUAAACGUGUACCCACGUCUUUCCGUCAUGUCUCCUCAGUGGAUGCCUCAGAACUUACAAAAGAGGUUACUCCUAUAUAUCCUUCAGCAGCUCCUGUUGUUCUCUGAGAUUGAUCUUCCUAACCUAGAGGAGGUGUCACUCAGCAACAUCCAGCUCAAAGAUGUUUCACUAGACCCUGAGAAGGUCGGCAAGCUCCCUGGAUGUACUUUAAGGUUUGGGGAGCUCAAAACUGUUGAAGUUAAAGGUGGAGUGGUUGGAGGCGUUAAUCUCAAUAUAUCCGGGGUUGAUCUUGUAUUGGCCACCAAAUUGGAUGACCUCGACAAGGAAUUCAAAGAUAUGCUGGCGCUGUUGGCGCAGAGCACGGCUAAUUUAGCUAAUACGGUUAUGUUUGAAAGUGAUUUAAGGGAAAGUUCCAGUACUAUUCCGGAGUCCGAAUCAGACUCAGAUUCAGACUCUUCCAAGCAGAACUCCAGCGGGUCUGGACUGUCGAAUACUUCUCAAACACGCCCAAGUGCCCUCGGAGGGGUCAUGUCAAGGGCUUUAGAAAUUGCAUUGCUGAGGCUUCAGGUGAAUUUAUCAGACGUCUCUAUAAAAGUUAUUUCGGAAUCUGUUGACUUUUUAAUAUCGAUUAAGAAGAUUGCGUUCCUGACCAAUAACAGACAACAUUCUGUUAAAGUUGAUGGGGUGAAAAUAUCUACUCUUCGGCCUAAUUUAGAUCCUGGUCAUGGUGAGGACCGUGCUCCAGCAGAGAGCAGGAGUGAUUCAGAGAGCGAGGAGCAAGAUGAAAGAAGCAGCGAAGAAGACUCGGCCGACGAGUCUCUCAUGAGCAGCACAGUAUUUACGCAUGAAGAGGCAAGUUCUGUCUAUAUGAGUGCAACCGCUCAUUCUUUUGCGCAGCCACAAGGGGCGUAUGAGUCAUCGCAAGCAGUGCACCUUGUCUAUAUUGACUGUAUGGACUUUGAAUUUGAGGGUCUUUCUCCUUUAUCAAACCUACAAAUCAAUGUUGACACAGUUCGUCUGGCUGCUGUCCCAUUGACACCCACAGUCUCGUUGGUGAUCAAUAGUUUGGCUAAACUUUUCAGGCUUAAAGCACAUCAGCUUCGCAAGCACCUUACUUCAGCCAUCUCUGACGAUGGCGAUUUUGCAUCUUCAGAUGACGAAUUAAUGAUUUCUACCGACAACAUCAACAUCAAGCAGAAAGACGAGUCUCUCAUAUUUGGUGGAAUUGAGAGUUUCAAAGUUUUAAAAAUUGUUGAAGGCAAUUCGACUGACAUAAUGAAUUUCUGUGCCGAUAAUUCAAGUUCAAGGUCAUCAUCAAUUUCUGCUGAUGUGGAUUCCACAUCAUCACCUAGUGCUCAACCUAGCCGUGCAGAUAUCAGGUUUGAGUACUUCAAGCCUGAAAGUCGUGACGAGAGUCCCGAAAUAACAAUUUUGCUUUCUAAAUCAGCAAGCAUUAAACUUGAUGACAAUAGUCUUCUGUAUCUUUUGAAUUUCUCGGAUUCGAUCCAGAUGGUAUUGGAAAAUUUGAACUUCUUGCUAACGGGUAUGAAGCAAAUGAAGAGCGCCAAACAGUCAAGUGGGCCCAAGCCUACGCUAGACAACUCUUCUGGAGCUGAUUCGCAAUGUGUUUUACAAACAUCUGCGAUAAAUAUUGAACUUUCCCUCUCCAGUUCGACAGCAUUGUCUUGCAAGAUAUUCCCCAUUACGUUCAACACAAGUGCUAAUAAUUUGAGCAUUCAACGAAUUACUGUGGAGAGCACCAUCAAUGGCCAAGGAAAGCACCUUUUAACCGUUCCUAGUAUCAACUUCAAGACUGUUUCAGAGACCUUGUCGACAUACUUUAGCUCUCAGACCGGCUCAAGUUUGCGAAAGGAAAGGUACUUCUGUAAUAAGAAUCUUCACGUUGCUGGCAUCACAGGUUCUGUUACAGCAGAGGAUCUCAGAUAUAUCAAGAGUGGGUUCAUGCAUCUUGUGUCGCAAUUGAAGGCUCGAACUAACCGUGUGAAUGCCUUGGAUCAUUCCCUCAGAGAAUUUGCAACGUCAAGCAAGGAAAAUAAAGCAUUAAACUCACUUGGCCAGCUGAUGUUCGUUGGCCAAAGAAGGUUUGGUCGCCAUCAGCACAGACCGAUCUCUAGGGAAAGUGAGAGCAAACAUAGUGCAUCUUUUAGCAUUCAAAUUUCUGGUAUAGACUUUACCUUAUUCAACAUUUUCCCACGUUUUGGUGAUAUGAUAUUUCUGGGAAAGGAGUUGAAGUUGUUAAAAGUGGGCUACUUACUCAAUGGGUUUAUCAGAGAGGUUGACGUUUUCCGUCGUCACGAGCAAGCAAAAGUCAAAGAACCUUUCUUUAGUCGACUUCCCGAUUCUGGUCCUGCCAUAAUAUUUAACCACGAUACUUCAGAGAAGGGCACCACUACGGACGUUGCGGUUAGGAAAUUUGCCGUUGAAUACUAUACUCAUUGGAUUCAAUUGUUUGAACGUAAUGCUUCUCAAGGACAUACGACGGAAGAUUUCGUGCAUGCGACGUCGCCAUCGGCAUCUAAUCAGAAAAAGGCUGAUUUACGUUUUUCUUUUCAUGAAUUUGUGUUGGGUCUCCAUCCUGGUCGUCUUUCGAGUCAAAUACAUGUUGCUGUUGAAACAGGGGUUUCUGACUUCACUUUCGCAAAAGAGCAGUUUUACGUCAAAAGUUCUUUCAGAAACCUUUCCUUGUUCCUCAUUGAUGAUUGGAGGAAUCUCAAAGUCGAUGAUCGCUCUGCAAAGCUCGGGCUUGAUAUAACAGCUGCGCAAUAUCUAGGUCACCGAGGUUUCCUACUGAUCGGCUAUAUCAACUCGACGCAUGUGGGUGUCACGGUUAAUACCGAUAUCAUGGCCAUCAAGUCUCGAAAUGACAAGCUCGGUAUACGUGGCGACCUCUCUUUACUUGAUAUCAAACUCAAUUCUGAUGAGCAUACCAUUGAGUUAUGCGCUGAUUCGUUUCAAACUUUAAUUCAGCUGUUAAACGAUUUGAAAGUACCUGUCAGCUUCAAGGAUGAUGAAAAGUACCGAUUUGCUGUUGAUAAAGAUUUCAGGUGGCCAGAAGAAUUGAUGAAAGAGAUCUUCGGGCUCCUGAACCAACAUGGAAGCUCCGGUGAUCUGGAUUCGCCUCCUCCCAUGCCUAAUCGUCCCGAUACUAGCGCCAGAGACGUUCACUCGGGAGAUGAUAUCGAAGCUAGCUUGAGGAAGUCUUUAGGCAGCUUAGAUAUUGGAAAUGAUGAAGAUUCUCAGCGUGGUUUCGACAUUUCAUUCACCAAUGAACACUUCCGCGAUAAUGAUGUGAAGAAUGAUGCCAAAAUCUUACCCAUGAGUCUCGCUGUGAAUGUUUCUAAGGCGAAGCUCUACGUUUUUGAUGGCUAUGACUGGAAAAUGACAAGAAAAUCUCUACGUCAAGCGGUAAAGAACAUAGAGAAGAAAGCGCAGGCGCUAAGAUCAAAAAAGUUAAAGCAUGAAAGCAAAUCUUCUUCUGCUGAAGGUGGACCAUCAAAGGAUAUCUCAGCUUCUGCGAAGAAUCUUGCCAAAAGUGAGCAGGUCUCACUGGAUGAAGAAGACAUUGGAGGCAACGAUGAAAUAAACGAGGUUCUAUUUCAAUCUAUUCAUCUUGGAAUGGCGGGAGAGCUGAGCACCAGCAACUUAGUGGCUAGUAUGAACACCGAGAUGCAAGCAAUCAAUAUGGAAACAGCAAAGGAUGAAGCUUUGUAUCCAAGUCUCAAUGUUGACGUUGAGCAGCAGUAUAAGGAACUCAAACUAAGGAGGUCUCGUGCUCAUAAGGUAUCGAUUGAUGUGAAGAAUGUGGAGGUCUAUGUUCACAAUUACACUAACCGGGAUCCUAGGAUAGACGAAACGCCAAAGGGCAUAGAAUCAGAAAUGGUUAACAAGGUGGAGGUAAGGAUAGAUUCCAUUACUGUCUUCGAUAAUGUUGCAUCUUCCUCGUGGAACAAGCUUCUCACGUACAUGAGCUACUUGGGUGAACGUGAGAUUGGGACAUACAUGCUUCAGUUUACCAUGAUGAAUGUGAGGCCCGAUCCAAAGUUGCCAUAUACGGAGGUCAUUAUGAGCGUCAAGACCUUGCCGGUUCGUCUCUAUAUCGAUCAGGAUACGUUAAUGUUCUUGGGACGUUUCUUCAAGUUCAAAGAUAACAGAUUCAAUUUGCCUGUGGAUGAGCCUAUCUUUGUUCAGAAGCUUGAUAUCAGCCCGAUUCGUUUGAAGUUUGACUACAAGCCUAAAUCUAUGAACUAUUCGGGGUUCAAGGCUGGUCAAAAUGCGGAAUUGGCCAAUAUAUUCAUUCUUGACUCUGCAGAUUUGUCUCUUGCCAAAAGUGUUGUGUAUGGUGUCUUAGGGUUCCCCAAGUUAGGGCAAGCACUCAGGGAUAUCUAUGUGCCAUAUAUUCAGAAGUACCAAUUGGCUGGCCUUCUCUCGGGCCUUACGCCUGUGAAGUCGUUGAUAAAUAUUGGUGAAGGUUUUAAGAAUCUUGUGGCUGUACCUUUUAAGGACUACCAGAAUAACGGUCAGUUUAUGAAAAGUUUCCAAAAGAGCUCCAAAUCUUUUACCAAAACAGCUACUUACGAAUUGUUGAAGCUCGGGGUGAAGCUUGCGUCUGGAACGCAGGCCAUACUUGAAAGUCUGGAGCAGUAUGUGGGUGGUGAAGGAAAUCAAGCUCGGCGUAGCGGUAAAGUGAGUUCAUCUUCAAAGAAAGCAAGAAGAGAUUCUAAUGAGUUCCACACUUACAAGGAGACAGAUGAAAAGCACAAUUUGUUGCAAGCGUCACAGAAGCUUAAAAAGAGUGUGCAUUUGAACGAAGAUCCCCAUUCGGACCGCAAACUUUAUUCAGUUAUGCUGAUGGACGAAGUGCUAGAGGAUGAAGAUCUGGAACUGGAUGGGUUGGAGCCGUCAGUGUUAGUGCUUGAUCCAAACGCAGGGGAUGGUAAUGCAAGUGAAGAUGAUGAGCUGCUAGAUGAGGAAGACAUUGAACUUGCGAACAAGAUAGUCAGUCUCUAUGCUAAUCAGCCAACGACAACGAAAGAAGGCUUAAAGAACGCAUACAAGUCAUUGGGGAGAAACUUUAAAACUACCAAGAAAACGAUUGCUGGCUUAUCAGAAGAACUCAGAAACGCCGAAGGGUUUCAAGAACAGUUAUCUUCAAUAGCACGGACAUCUCCGGUGGUAGUGAUAAGGCCCAUGAUAGGAACCACCGAAGCGAUUAUGAAGACGUUGAUGGGACUAAGUAACGAGAUAGAUCCUUCAUAUGUGGUGGAGAAUCAGGACAAAUACGGAAGUGAGAGCAGCUGA